Notothenia coriiceps (black rockcod) is the source of this 1235-nucleotide messenger RNA. RefSeq names its product tubulin cofactor a (gene tbca). NCBI's taxonomy places the organism in Eukaryota, Metazoa, Chordata, Actinopteri, Perciformes, Nototheniidae. Gene Ontology annotation, cellular component: cytosol; microtubule cytoskeleton. The coding region runs from base 90 to 416 and encodes 108 amino acids. Gene Ontology annotation, biological process: tubulin complex assembly; post-chaperonin tubulin folding pathway. Gene Ontology annotation, molecular function: beta-tubulin binding. The record is from RefSeq and is a predicted model, not a curated record. The transcript is spliced from 4 exons.
AUCUGUGCGCAGCUUCUCAUCCCUGACUUCCAACCGGCACACCGUUCACAGCACGUUUCAAACGUUACAACUGAGAAAUAUCUACAGCCAUGGCAGACCCAAGAAUAAGGCAAAUCAAGAUUAAAACUGGCAUCGUUAAGAGGCUGGCGAAGGAGGAGAUUUCCUACGAAAAGGAGAUGAAGCAGCAGGAGGAGAAGGUGGAGCGCAUGAAAACAGAGGGAGGGUGUGAAUAUGUCCUCAGGAAACAGGUGGAGGUGUUGCAGGAGGCCAGGAUGAUGGUCCCAGACUGCCGCCGGCGCCUGACCGUAGCACACGCAGAUCUGCAGCAGUUAAUAGAAGCAGAGGAGGAUUUGUGCGAAUCAGAGGAGUACAAAGAGGCCCGAAACAUGUUGGACUCAGUGGAGCUUGAAGGAUGAUUUCUGAUGUGUUUCUGUGCUCACUGCGAGAUUCACUUGCUUUAAAUGUUCAUUCCUUUCGUCAGGCCCUGUUUGGAAAGCGUGGAGGAGAGCUGAAUCCAUUCAGGGUCUCUGUUCUUGAUGUAAUUAUUUCUACUGUUAACGUGCCACCACAUUUGAUCCCACGUGAACACGAUAUAACAUUUCUAACGCCACACAAGUAGAGGGUUUUCCUUAACGUCAUGAUUCACUAUCUGGACACAUCGUUGAAUACUCACAUAUGUUUGUUAUUUCACUGGAUUGAUUUGAAGCAGUUUACGACGGUGACUACUGUAAAAAGCAGUAGUCAAUUUGCUGAUCACGUUUUAUGAAGUUAACCUGAAUACUUUACAGAUAUAUUUUGCAUUCCUUUUAUAUGUAUGUGAGUUGUUUAAACCCGCAGAACCUGCAUAAGAUCUAACCUCUGAUGAUGAUGCAUCCCUGAAUACUAAUCAAAGCUGCAAGUAGCUAUUAUCUUUCAUUCUGCUAAUUAAUCCUUUGGCUUGAAAAUGGUCAGGAAAAAGUGAAAAAUACCUCUUUGCAAAACACAGAGGAUUUACAGUGAUAAACUGACCAGCUGGAAAUUAUCAUAUCUGAGAAACAAAUCAGUGAAUGUUUGGCCUUUUUUUAUUGAUUGUGAAAAUUGUUGGGAAUGUAAUUUUCUUUCAACCUACUAAUCGAUUAAUAAACUGAUGGAUUGAGAAUUGAUCGAUGAAAUUGCACAGUGUAUUAUCCUGUUAAGAGCGGUGAAUUGAUUGUGUCUUGAUGCCUAUACAAUAAAGAGAAGCACUUCCGUGAAAA